AUGGCGACAAGAAGACGAUACAGCCAGUCCUCCACUGCCCACAUUUGUAUCAGUUCUUUCAAAAUGUGGCAUCUGGUGAGCUUCUUGGUGUUUGUGGCUUCCUGGGAUUCACUUGGUGGACACGCCAACUCAGUGUUCUCUAGCAGCAAGAAAGCCAACCAAGUCUUGAGGAUUCAGAAACGAGCUAAUUCGUUCCUGGAAGAGAUUAAACCUGGCAACCUGGAGCGGGAAUGCCAUGAGGAGAUAUGUGACCUGGAAGAAGUCCGGGAGAUUUUUCCAACUAGGGAAGAAACAUUAGCUUACUGGUCAAAAUAUAUGGAUGGAGACCUGUGUGAGCCCCAUCCCUGCAAUAAUGGGACCUGUAUUGACGGUAUUGGUAGCUUUCAGUGCAUCUGCAAUAAAGGCUGGGAAGGACGCCUUUGUGAGCAUGUUGUGAAGUAUACCAAUUGCUCCUUAAACAAUGGUGGCUGUGCUCACUAUUGCAUUGAGGACCUCAAGAAUCAGCAACGUUAUUGCAUGUGUGCUUCUGGAUACGAGGAGGAUGACAACCCUAUGGUGUGCAAACCUAUUGCAAAUUUUCCAUGUGGGAAACCAAAGGUGAGUUACCCAAUGCCAAAUUCUGAAGGAUUACAAAUCCGAAUCUUAGGAGGGAGACCAGCAAACAAAGGGGACAGCCCAUGGCAGGUGAUACUGUUGGACUCCAGGGAAAAAUUAAAGUGUGGAGGUGUCCUUAUUCAUUCUUCUUGGGUGCUAACUGCAGCCCACUGUGUGGAACAUCCAAAAUACCUUACAGUAAGACUUGGUGAAUACAACAUGCGGCGGUUUGAGAAUUCAGAGAUGGAUUUUAGGAUACAGGAAACUAUUGUGCACCCAAACUACACCAAAAGUACCUCGGACAAUGACAUUGCACUGCUCUACCUGAACAAGCCCGUUGUCUUCUCCAAAUACAUCCUGCCCAUCUGCCUUCCCAACCAGGGACUGGCCCAUAGAGAGCUCAUGAAGGUGGGGAAGGAAAUGGUGAUAACAGGCUGGGGUCGUCAGUUUGAAGAGUCCAAGAAUCGCACCUAUAUUCUCAGGUUCAUCAAAAUCCCCCUGGCCUCUCAUACCGAAUGCUCUCAAACCAUGCAAAACAGCAUCUCAGAGAAUAUGCUCUGUGCAGGAAUCCUUGGUGACCAGCGUGAUGCUUGUGAGGGGGAUAGUGGGGGUCCUAUGAUUACAGAAUACCGGGGGACAUGGUUCCUAGUGGGCCUGGUGAGUUGGGGAGAGGGCUGUGGGCGACCAAACAACUUUGGCAUCUACACCAAAGUCAGCCAGUAUCUCAGCUGGAUGCAGGACCACAUCAAAGCAAAAGAACUUUCAUCAAAGAGUGAAUCAACACCUUAGUCCUUAGAGAAGGACUCAGUGGAGUUCAGAGCCCAAAGUGAGAUUAUGCGCCUUCCGCUGGCAUUAAACAGAGUGCAAAGCUUGCCCAUGUCCAUCCUUAUUUUUCUCUUAAUCUGAAAGCUAUUAAGCACCUACGAUGGAUGGAGAGGAGAUGCCAAUAGAAUAUGACAAGAACCUACCUCCCUUUGAACUUGUCAUCUAGCAUCUCCCUACAUACACAUCUCCAGAUAAUGCCUUUGACCUACUUCUCCCUCAUGCCUGGAAUUUUCUCCCUCCUUUCUUUAUCCUUUUGACAUUCUUGGCUUCCUUCAAGAUUCAAAUCAAAUGCCACCUGCUGUAGGGGUCCUUUCAUUCACAUGAAUCUUCCAUUUCAAAGUUUUCUUCCUCUUAUUCUGUACAUAUCUUACUGCCCCUAUUUAUUUAUAUAUUGUCACCUCUUUAGGAGCCCUCCAUUAGUAUGUAAGCUCCUUGAGGGCAGGAACUGAUUUGGGGUUUUUUUUUGCCUUUCUUUGUAGCCCAACACCCAGCACAAUGCCUGGAGGAUAUUUGUGUAAUAAUAAAUAUUUUCAAUUAAUUAACCUAAAUAAAUGCUUUAUUGAUUGAAAAUGGAA
Messenger RNA from Antechinus flavipes (yellow-footed antechinus), 1994 nucleotides. It is a transcript of the gene PROC, whose product is annotated as protein C, inactivator of coagulation factors Va and VIIIa. The coding region runs from base 1 to 1383 and encodes 460 amino acids. The transcript has 9 exons. Gene Ontology annotation, biological process: proteolysis; blood coagulation. NCBI's taxonomy places the organism in Eukaryota, Metazoa, Chordata, Mammalia, Dasyuromorphia, Dasyuridae. The record is from RefSeq and is a predicted model, not a curated record. Gene Ontology annotation, cellular component: extracellular region. Gene Ontology annotation, molecular function: serine-type endopeptidase activity; calcium ion binding.